AUGACAUCAAACACCUCAUCUGAUAAUAGUCUUGAUGGAAAUGGCGAAUACGAAUCCAUAUCAAAUAUAUCAGAUACCAAUAGUGAUGAUGAAGCUGAAUCUAAUUCUGAGGAAUUAAGCGAUGAUAGCUGGGAUAGUGAUAAUGAGGAAGAAGAGGAUGAACCGAAAUUGAAUAAUUUGAAGUGGAAUAAAUGGAAUAUUGAACCUAAUUUACCAACAUUUGAUGGUCAAUUUGGUUUAAACAAAAACAUUUCCUCAGCUACAUUGACAUCACCAAUCGAUUAUUUUCGUUUGUUUUUAUCACCCAGUAUUGUAACAUAUAUCGUCGAUCAAUCAAAUCUUUAUCGAACACAAAUGAAUCUAAAACAAGAACCAAUGACAGAACGUGAGUUUUUUCAAUUACUUGGAUUUCUUUUUUACGCAUCCGUCGUACGUUUAUCAUCAAAAUCAGAUUAUUGGUCACAACUAUAUCAACAAGCAUUAAUUACGACUAAUAUAACUCGUAACAGAAUUUCAGAAUUGUUGUGUACAUUACAUUUCAAUGAUAAUGUUCUCAAUUCAUCAAAAGUCAAUAAAAUUCAACCAUUAAUAGAUUUAUUCAAUGAAGGUUGCUCAUAUAUAGUAGAACAAGAAAAAAACAUAUCACUUGAUGAACAAAUGGUUGGCUAUAAAGGAACAACUGCUCCUAAGUCAUUACGUCAGUAUAUGCCAAACAAACCAACAAAGCGAGGAUUCAAAUUUUGGGUUCGUUGUGGUGUUUCUGCUUAUGUUUAUAAAUUAGUACUGUAUUGUGGCGGAGCAAAAUCGGUUUCGCAUCCAGCUGUUCUUCCAAAAGCAUUCUCUUCAAUAUCAACUAGAUCAACAACAAAAGCUACUACAAAUAACAAUCAAAUUAAAAAACGUUGUGAUGAUACCAAA
Messenger RNA from Didymodactylos carnosus, 918 nucleotides. The record is from the annotation of a GenBank genome assembly. NCBI's taxonomy places the organism in Eukaryota, Metazoa, Rotifera, Eurotatoria, Philodinida, Philodinidae.